ACUGCCUAGUGUAAAAGUUCUCAAAAUAAUUCUCCAUCCAAACUUCGGGUUUAUGCUGAGAGAGUCGACACGGAUCGUCCACAUACGAAGUCCACGGACCCGGGAAGACGGAACUGUGGGCGCGUGUGCUCAUGCGCACUAGCAGCGCCUGGAGUUCGACACGCUUGGCAAUUGGAUAACACGAGAUGGACUUGUGGGGAUGGGACUCCCGCGAGAGGCGCUUGCGAGGCUGCGAGAUGAGGAGAGAGCGCCUACGAUACUAGUGGAAUAGAUUGAUACUGAGCGCUGCUCAAAGUUUCCCUCUCUGAGAUGUGGGAAUGAUUAACUGCUUCAGUCCCUCUUCUGAAGAAUCACCAAUGAAAAGGGAAAAUUGAAUGCGGAUGUGUGUUCAUCUCUCUCUCCCUUUUUCUCCUUCGUCUUCUCCGUUUAGCUUUCAUGUUUUAGUGAUGUCGGAACUGUGAUUUUUUAGUGUGCCAGUUCUGCAAAUGCCAGAAUUCAUUUCUAUUGUUCUCAUCUUUCUCUGUCGAACAAUCUAGUAGAGAGGCCGGGCUAUUGAUUUUCCUUCUCUUUUCAUCGAAAAAGGAAUACCCAAAAGCCUCGCAUUCGAAUUUUCAUACAAUUUUUUCGGGCAUGGCGGCCCUGUUAAAUUCAAUGCCUCCUAUUACGAACCCAUGUCCGGAAAAGGCAAGAAAAGCUUGCGGUUUCUUUUCCCACAUCCCAAACGUCCAUGCUUUUUCGCUUAGCAAGGGUUUUUCCAGGGUUUUGGCAUCUUCCGAGAUCACCAUUUCUCAAAAGGAUACCACUUUCAACGUACCCAGUUGGAGGUCCGGGGUGAAUGGCCCAAGAACCAACACUAUCAGGCUCAAUGAUGCGUUUCUGUACCUAGAGUAUAUGGUGGGAAAGGGUCACAAGCCUGAUGUAGCUCAAGCAACUCAGCUCCUGUAUGAUCUUUGCAAGUUAAAUAAACUCAGGAAAGCAACUAGAGUGAUGGAGAUGAUGAUCAGUUCAGGUACCCAGCCGGAAGCAAGUACUUACACUUUCUUACUGAACCAUUUGUGUAAGAAAGGAAAUGUAGGUUAUGCCUUGCAACUUGUCGAAAAAAUGGAAAACCAUGGGUACCCAGCUAAUACUACAGCAUAUAAUGCUCUUGUUAGAGGACUUUGCAUGUAUGGAAACUUGAAACAGAGCUUGCAGCUCUUGGACAAGUUGAUGCAGAAAGGGUUAGUCCCCAACGUAUUCACUUACUCAUUCUUGCUUGAAGCCGCAUACAAAGAGAGAGGAGUAGAUGAAGCAAUAAGACUGCUUGAUGAAAUUAUCGCCAAGGGUGGGAAACCUAAUUUGGUGAGCUACAAUGUACUGUUGACUGGAUUUUGCAAGGAAGGUAGAACUGAAGAGGCAAUUCAUUUCUUUAGGAAUUUGCCAACAAAAGGAUUCAAUCCAAAUGUUGUCAGCUAUAACAUCUUACUGAGGAAUUUAUUCAAUGAAGGACGGUGGAAGGAGGCAAAUGAGCUUCUGGCUGAGAUGGACGGUGGGGAUCGUUCUCCGUCCAUAGUUACCUACAAUAUAUUAAUCAGCUCACUUGCCCUUCAUGGCCAAGCUGACAAGGCUCUUGAGGUUUUGGAUGAAAUUAUAAAGGUACAGCUAAAGCCCACUGCCGCAAGCUACAACCCAAUAAUAGCUUGUCUCUGCAAAGAGGGGAGGUUCAACCUUGUGGUUAAAUGUCUAGACCAAAUGGUUUAUCGGCGUUGUAAUCCUAAUGAGGGAACAUACAAUGCAGUUGCUGUGCUGUGCAAAGAUAGGAAGGUGCAGGAGGCAUUCUCCAUUAUUCAAAGCUUGGGUAGUAGACAAAAUUUAACACUACAUGACUACCAUCAAAUUGUCAUUUCAAGCCUUUGUAAGAAAGGGAACACAUUUGCAGCAUUUCAACUGUUAUAUGAAAUGACAAGAUCUGGAUUUACACCGGACUCCUAUACCUAUUCAUCUUUGAUCAAAGGAUUGUGUCUGGAGGGAAUGCUAGAUGAGGCCCUGGAGAUUUUCAAUGUAAUGGAAGAAAACAACUGCAGGCCUGAUGUCGACAAUUUUAAUGCGCUUAUACUUGGUUUUUGCAAAUGUCAAAGAACAGAUUUGUCCUUAGAGAUUUUUGAGAUGAUGAUUGUGAAGGGGUACAUGCCUAAUGAAACUACUUAUUGUAUUCUUGUGGAAGGGAUUGCCCAUGAAGAAGAAACGGAACUGGCAGCUGAAGUUCUAAAAGAAUUGUAUUUUAGAAAAGUCAUGGGUCGGAAAACAGUAGAAAGGCUUGUCAUACAAUAUGAUCUUGAGGGGCUGUCAAUUUAGGAGUAUGUAUGAAGCGUACGUCAUGUGUAUUUUUUGAAAUAAAGCUGAAUCAAAUUUAAAGUAAUAUAUCAUUGUUGUUGUAUUAGUGAUGUUAUCACCUCAUUGAUGAAAAAAUGAAUUAAAAAGACAAUUGGAACUA
Molecule: messenger RNA, 2473 nt
Organism: Malania oleifera
Lineage: Eukaryota; Viridiplantae; Streptophyta; Magnoliopsida; Santalales; Ximeniaceae
Product: pentatricopeptide repeat-containing protein At1g79080, chloroplastic
Exons: 1
Coding region: 631-2334 (567 amino acids)
Molecular function (GO): protein binding
Source: RefSeq, a predicted model, not a curated record